Messenger RNA from Lotus japonicus, 2538 nucleotides. RefSeq lists its product as uncharacterized. The record is from RefSeq and is a predicted model, not a curated record. The coding region runs from base 1 to 2538 and encodes 845 amino acids. Lineage: Eukaryota; Viridiplantae; Streptophyta; Magnoliopsida; Fabales; Fabaceae. The transcript is spliced from 2 exons. Gene Ontology annotation, molecular function: RNA-DNA hybrid ribonuclease activity; nucleic acid binding.
AUGAUACCGGAAAAUGCAGAGCUUUACAACAUGCAGUUGCGAACGCAGCGCAACAAACCGUCUACGAUCGGCGAGGUAGGCACAAUCGCCGAUGACUUUAGCGAAGGAGGAAUCACUAGUGCAGCGCGCAAGAGAUACCUCAGAACGGUAAAUGUGGUCGCAGAAGCGCCUUUCGGUUUCCAGCAUCCAAACAUCACGUUUUCACCUGCUGAUUUUUUCAGUUUAAAACCACAUCUGGAUGACCCGAUCGUGAUCUCCCUUCGGGUUAACAACUUCGACGUACAACGAACGCUCCUGGACCAGGGGAGCUCAGCAGAUAUCAUCUAUGGCGGAGCGUUUACGCAGCUCGAAAUAGGAGAAGGAUACCUUAUUCCGUAUGAAGGGACCUUGGUAGGAUUCGCAGGUGAACGAGUGUGGGUAAAAGGAGUCAUAGAUCUUGAUACCACAUUCGGUGAGGGCGAGGAUGCCAAAAAACUAACAGUAAAAUACUUGGUCUUAAAGGCAGAAGGUUCAUACAACGCGAUCGUUGAAAGGAACACUUUGAACCGACUGUGCGCCGUGACUUCAACAGCUCAUCUAGCAGUGAAGUACCCGUUGGCAAGCGGGCGAAUAGGACGGAUUGUGGUGGACCAAAGGGUUGCAAGGGAGUGUUACUGUAACACUGUGGAUCGGUAUGGUAAGAAAAACGCCUCAACAAGACAUCAUUGUAACGAAGUAGAGGCUCAGGAGGACAGCUUGGAUCCAAGGGGCGAGGGGCGAGUCAAUAGACCCACCCCGAUAGAAGAAACCAAAGAGUUGAAGUUUGGCGAGAAGAUACUCAAAAUAGGGACCAGGCUAAGUGAAAGCCAGGAACAGAGGUUGUCAAAGUUGUUGGGAGAGAACCUGGACCUUUUCGCCUGGAGUAACAAGGAUAUGCCUGGCAUAGACCCGAACUUCAUCUGUCAUAGAUUAGCACUGAAUCCAGGGGCGAAGACGGUAACCCAGUCUCGGCGACGCAUGGGCGAUGAAAAGGAGAAGGCGACCCAGCAAAUGGUGAACAAGCUACUCGCAGCGGAUUUUAUUCUUGAAAUUAAGUACCCUACCUGGUUGGCGAACGUGGUAAUGGUCAAAAAAGCAAACGGUAAAUGGAAAAUGUGUGUGGAUUACACAGACCUAAAUAAGGCAUGUCCGAAGGAUUCCUACCCUCUACCUAGCAUAGAUAAACUGGUGGAUGGAGCCUCCGGGAAUGAACUUCUGAGUUUAAUGGAUGCAUAUUCGGGGUACCAUCAAAUCAAAAUGCAUCCAUCUGACGAAGAAAAAACGGCUUUCAUGACCGCAAGGGUAAAUUACUGUUAUCAGACCAUGCCUUUUGGGUUGAAAAACGCUGGGGCUACGUAUCAGCGACUGAUGGACAGGGUGUUUGAAGGGCAAGUAGGAAGGAAUAUGGAAGUGUACGUCGAUGACAUGAUCGUUAAGUCAGUUCUGGGGUCGUCUCACCACGAGGACCUAUCGGAAGCCUUUGGCAAAAUCCGGAAGUACGACAUGAGGCUCAAUCCGGAGAAAUGUUCUUUCGGAAUACAAUGGGGUAAAUUUUUAGGCUUCGUGAUUACGUCAAGAGGGAUUGAGAUUAAUCCUGACAAGUGCAAGGCAAUACGGGAGAUGAAGAGCCCAAGCAAUGUGAAAGAGGUGCAGCGGCUAACCGGGCGAAUCGCAGCUUUGUCUCGAUUUCUGCCUCAUUCGGGUGAUAAGCCAGCUCCGUUUUUCAAAUGCCUUAAGAAGAACGCAGCAUUCGAGUGGAGUCCAGAAUGUGAAGAAGCUUUUACUCGCCUCAAGGAAAUGUUGUCAGCACCACCUGUCCUUUCAAAACUCGUCCAAGGUCUUCCCCUGCAUUUGUACUUCUCCGUGGGAGAUCACGCGAUCAGCUCUGUAAUCCUUCAGGAGAAACCAGAUUUGUCAGGAAGGCUCGUCGCAUGGUUAGUGGAGCUGUCAGGGUAUGGAUUGCAGUAUGAUAAAAGGGGGAGAGUUGGGGCGCAGACCUUGGCAGAUUUUGUGGUAGAAUUGACACCCGAGGAAGGAGAAAGAGUAAACACACAAUGGGCGUUGUUCGUCGAUGGUUCGUCGAACGACAACGGAAGUGGAGCCGGAGUCACACUGCAGGGGCCGGGAGAACUGGUGUUGGAGCAAUCUCUCAGAUUCCAGUUCAAGGCCAGUAACAACCAAGCGGAAUAUGAAGCUCUAAUUGUAGGACUAAAGCUGGCGAUCGAGGUGCAAAUUGACAGUUUGUUGGUAAGGACGGACUCGUUGUUAGUGGCAAAUCAGGUUAAUGGGGAGUUCCAGGUCAAAGAACCGGCUUUGAUAAAGUAUCUAGAGUGCGUACGAUCGCUUAUGAGUCAAAUAAAGGAGAUUGUGGUCGAGUACGUGCCGAGGACACAAAAUCAAAGGGCUGAUGCCCUAGCUAAGUUGGCUAGCAACAAAAAACCCGGGAAUAACCGAAGCGUGAUUCAGGAAACACUCACCAACCCCAGCAAAUUAGGUGUGAAUGCAGUAGUGGCAUUCUAA